This is a messenger RNA of Centruroides sculpturatus (bark scorpion), 902 nucleotides long. RefSeq names its product lipase maturation factor 2-like. Bases 477 to 902 code for a protein of 141 amino acids. The record is from RefSeq and is a predicted model, not a curated record. Lineage: Eukaryota; Metazoa; Arthropoda; Arachnida; Scorpiones; Buthidae. The transcript is spliced from 4 exons. Gene Ontology annotation, biological process: protein maturation. Gene Ontology annotation, cellular component: endoplasmic reticulum membrane.
ACAAAAAUUUUUUUCGGGGGCCCAAACGCCCAGUUUUUUUUUUAAUGCUAUAAACCUUGCUUGAGUCAGACUCGAGCGUGGGUAGGAAGGGGUUUUAAUGAAGAAUUGAUUGGUGUGUGAUUUCUCAUUCUCGGAUCAUUGGUCCAAUUUUCUUUGACGAGACUGUGAACACCGACCAAUACUUGUCCAUAUUUGACAAAUUUGUGAAAUAACUGGAUGACUAUGAACUUCAAGAAGGUUACUUCCAACAGGACGGGGCAAUGUGCCAAACCUCUCAUGCCAGUAUGGAAGAGAUCCGAUCGUUUUUUGGAGACAGGGUGAUCUUGAAAGAUUGAGUGUGAGUUGUGGCGAUUGAGGUGUGGCCACCUCAAUCGCCUGAUAUAACUCCCCCAGAUUUUUUCUAUGGAGAUAUUUAAAGGGCAAGAUGUAUGCAAGCAAACCCAGGACCAUCGAACAACUGAAAGCAAACAUCGAGCAUGAAAUUGCUGCCAUCUACAGUGACAUGUUGCAGAGGACAUUUUCAAGUAUGGAGCAUCGCAUUUCCUUGUGCACAGAUGUUUUCAGCACCUUUUGUAAUGUGGACUUGUUUUCCAAUAAAUACAGCACUGACCAUCCAUUUUGAAAGCCAGUGUAUUCCUACUUCUCUAGCAUGGUUUGCUCAUUAUCUUCCAACUUGGUUGUUAAAAUUGGCUGUGGUUGGGACAUUUGUGAUUGAAAUUGCCAUCCCAUUCCUAUUUUUCAUUCCUAUACACUCUUUGCGUGUAUUCAGUUUUCAUGCUCAAAUGUUGUUUCAAGUUUCUAUAAUAUUAACUGGCAAUUAUAAUUUUUUCAAUUUACUAACUAUGGCGUUAUGUCUGUCAUUAGUGGANAAUUUUUUUAUUAUUUUAUUAUUUACAACUUAG